CGAAUGGAAACCGCCAAACACACCAUCCACGAACAAGGCCACGCAACCGAACUCCGAAUGGCCGAAUUACCCAGCAACGCCAAGUUUCCUGCAAAGAGGUGCGGUGUCCUCGGCGCCACCGGCAGCGUAGGCCAACGUUUCAUCCUCUUGCUCGCACAACACCCUCAUUUCAAACUCACGGCCGUCGGUGCCUCGCCCCGGAGUGCCGGGAAGAAGUAUAAAGAUGCGGUGAAAUGGAAACAGGCGAUGCCUAUGAGUCGGGAAUUGGGGGAUUUGGUUGUGAAGAAUUGUACGCCGGAGGAGUUUGUGGGGGUGGUGGAUGUUGUGUUUUCCGGCUUGGAUAGUGAUGUUGCGGGGGAUACAGAAAUGGCUUUCCUCAAAGCCAACAUCCCGACGUUUUCCAAUGCGAAGAAUUAUCGACAGGCUGGAAUCGUCAUUCCUUUCGCCGCUCUCCAAGCAAAAUUCGGCCCCAUCAAUACCGUCUCGGUAGUCACAAUGCAAGCAGUCUCAGGAGCAGGAUACCCCGGCGUGAGCAGCAUGGACAUUCUCGACAACGUCGUCCCCUUCAUCUCCGGCGAAGAAGACAAACUCGAAACCGAAGCACGAAAGAUCUUAGGAGCCAUCAACUCAGACAAAAACGCCUUCCAAGAACAAUCCGCCCUUCGCAUCUCAGCCGCAUGUAACCGCGUCCCCGUCCUCGACGGCCAUACCGCCUGCGUGAGCUUGAAGUUCUCAAAGCAACCCCCUCCUUCCGCUCAAGAAGUCAUCGCCGCGCUGAGAGAGUAUACUUCUGAUGCCCAGAAAUUGGGGUGUCCCAGUGCACCACGCCAGGCGAUUGUGGUUUUUGACGAACCUGAUCGACCCCAGCCCAGACUUGAUCGAGAGCUGGAGAAGGGUUAUGCGGUUAGUGUGGGAAGGGUACGAGAGGAUGAGAGUGGGAUUUUUGAUCUCAAGUUCGUGGCGCUUAGUCAUAAUACUGUGAUUGGGGCGGCUGGGAGUAGUAUUUUGAAUGCUGAGGCGGCGGUUUUGAAGGGCUAUAUUUAGGAGAGAGCGAGAUGGGGGGUUUGGGUUCUAUGAUGAAAAAGAUGUGGAAUGGAAGAGGGAUUUUAAGUUUGGCCGUCUGGCGUGUGCACGGGUGUGAGGACUUUGCUGUGGUCGACGGCUUACUUUACUGUAUACAGAGCGACAGCGACUCUUGAGGCGAAUGGAUUUCGACAUCUUGCACG
Molecule: messenger RNA, 1226 nt
Organism: Pseudocercospora fijiensis CIRAD86
Lineage: Eukaryota; Fungi; Ascomycota; Dothideomycetes; Mycosphaerellales; Mycosphaerellaceae
Exons: 4
Coding region: 4-1044 (346 amino acids)
Biological process (GO): L-threonine biosynthetic process
Molecular function (GO): protein dimerization activity; NADP binding; NAD binding
Source: RefSeq, a predicted model, not a curated record